UUUCCAACAGGGAAACGAGCGGUGUAUCGUCGAAGCUCUGAGCUUCUCGGCAAACCAAAAUAACCCGCUGUUUAUGCCACUCCAGGGUGAUUCGACCGGGCUCGUCUUUUUUUAAAUCGUUUUAAGCGACUGACUUCUCUGAAAAUGUUCAUCGCGGAUAUAAGAAGGGAUUUUUAUGAAGUUGUCGCCAACCAGAGAGUCGUACUCCUGGUGGCACCAGACAUUGACGCUCUCUGCGCCUGUAAAAUACUACAGGCAUUGUUUCACUGUGAUCAGAUCCAAUAUACACUGGUGCCAGUUACAGGCUGGCAGGACCUUGGCACAGCCUUUCUUGAACACAAAGAGCAGUUUCGAUAUUUUGUUCUUAUCAACUGUGGGGCAAACGUUGACCUCCUUGAGAUGCUGCAGCCAGAUGAUGACUCCAUCUUCUUCAUCUGUGACACUCACCGGCCUGUAGAUGUGGUCAAUGUCUACAAUGACACCCAGAUUAAGCUGCUCAUCAAACAGGACGACGACCUCGGCGUGCCUUCUUAUGAUGAUAUUUUUCGAGAUGAAGAAGAUGAGGAAGGAGAAGACUCUGGAAAUGAGAGCGAUGAAGGGUCAGAGCCAUCUGGCAAACGCAGGAGAUUUGAUGAAGGCGCCGUUGAAAGGAGAAUUGAAAGGCAGCGGGCAAAGAGGGAGUGGGAGGCUCGAAGGAGAGAAAUCCUGUUUGACUACGAGCAGUAUGAAUAUCAUGGAACCUCUGCUGCGAUGAUGUUUUUUGAGCUUGCGUGGGUUUUGACUAAAGAUACCAAGGACAUGUUGUGGUGGGCCAUAAUUGGGCUGACAGACCAGUGGGUCCAUGAUAAAAUCACGAAUAUGAAGUAUGUAACAGACAUCGCCACUCUGCAGCGACACGUUUCCCGACAUAACCACCGAAAUGAAGAUGAGGAGAACUCGCUCUCCAUCGACUGUAUGAGGAUCUCCUUUGAAUAUGAUCUUCGUCUAACACUUUACCAACACUGGUCUCUGUAUGAGAGCAUUUGUAAUUCGUGUUACACUUCCUGCAACUUCAAGCUCUGGACCUUAAAUGGCCAAAAGAAACUCCAGGAGUUCUUAGCAGACAUGGGACUGCCGCUGAAACAAGUGCGUCAGAAGUUUAACUCUAUGGAUAUGUCGAUCAAAGAAAACCUGAGGGACGUCAUUGAGGAGUCCUCUAAUAAAUAUGGUUUGAAGGACAUCCGUAUCCAGACCUUUGGUGUUCACUUUGGCUUUAAGAACCGUUUCCUGGCUAGUGACAUGGUGCAUGCUACUGCUGCCUUGCUGGAAAGCACUGAGAAAGAUGACAGCGAGACUGACAGCUUCAUCAAGGCUCUCGAUGCCCUUUCCAGGAGUAAUCUUGAACGUCUACAUUUGGGUAUUGAGCUGGCUAAGAAGAAGCUGAUUGCCAUCCAGCAAACAGUCGCCAGCUGCAUCUGUACCAACCUCAUCCUAUCACAGGGACCCUUCCUCUACUGCUACCUCAUGGAGGGAACACCUGAUGUGAAGCUGUUUUCUAAGCCCAUGGCACUGAUCCUGCUCUGCAAGUACCUCCUGAAGGCUUUUGUCCAUUCAACGAGGAAUAAACGCUGCAAACUGCUUCCCCUCGUCAUGGCUGCUCCCAAGGAUGUGGAGAAGGGAACUGUGAUUGUUGUGGGAAUCCCACCAGAGUCUGAGACGUCUGACAAGAAGAAUUUCUUUGGUCGUGCAUUUGAGAAAGCUGCAGAGAGCACCAGCUCCAGGACUCUUCAUGACCACUUUGACACUUCAAUAAUUGAGUUAAAGACUGAGGACAGGAGCAAGUUUCUGGACGCACUCAUCACGCUCCUCUCAUGAGAAACCGAAGCUCUCCGGGGGACUGUGAGUUUUCAGAACAAGCCCACGCUCUCAGUUUGAACGGACCUGCUGCCGGUCACAUCUCUGUUAGACGUGACUAAAACAAUUUGGUCACCAGUACCAUGUUUAUCCAUGUUUUUUUUGGUUUGUUUGUCUUUCUUUUGUUGUUGUUUUUUUAAAGGUUUUAAUCAGUUUUGGCAUAUAUUGUACAGUGUUUUUGUAAAUGUGCUGCUUUUAAAUUCACGUUUUAUUUCUGUAUGUGAGAAGUUCAGAUCA
Archocentrus centrarchus (flier cichlid) is the source of this 2130-nucleotide messenger RNA. RefSeq names its product CDC45 cell division cycle 45 homolog (S. cerevisiae) (gene cdc45). The transcript has 18 exons. NCBI's taxonomy places the organism in Eukaryota, Metazoa, Chordata, Actinopteri, Cichliformes, Cichlidae. The record is from RefSeq and is a predicted model, not a curated record. Gene Ontology annotation, molecular function: single-stranded DNA binding; chromatin binding; DNA replication origin binding. Gene Ontology annotation, cellular component: DNA replication preinitiation complex. Gene Ontology annotation, biological process: double-strand break repair via break-induced replication; mitotic DNA replication preinitiation complex assembly; DNA replication initiation. Bases 145 to 1854 code for a protein of 569 amino acids.